Colletes gigas is the source of this 2826-nucleotide messenger RNA. It is a transcript of the gene Ns2, whose product is annotated as nucleolar GTP-binding protein 2. Lineage: Eukaryota; Metazoa; Arthropoda; Insecta; Hymenoptera; Colletidae. Gene Ontology annotation, cellular component: nucleolus. The coding region runs from base 602 to 2728 and encodes 708 amino acids. Gene Ontology annotation, molecular function: GTP binding. The transcript is spliced from 2 exons. The record is from RefSeq and is a predicted model, not a curated record.
CAAUGAUUUGGGAUUUACCUGUGCACAUUCAUCCGACAACCACACCACCUAAUACUGCACAACAAACGAAUUGUUUCAUGUCAACAUGAUCUACUUCGACCUUGUUUCAUCGUACUGAUUACUUUUUACUUUAAACGUAAAAAUGCUCGGACCAUCAGCUGUUGCAAGAGCGAGAAGGAAAAGCUCACGCUUGCCUUCUUUCCCGAUUUCUCGAAGUUGCACGAAGUUACACGAAGUGUGGAUCGUGCAGUAGGAUGUGCUGCUUCCCCCUACUCCGUCAAGCGCUAAAGUAAAUUCAACGUUACUAGUGUCGCCAUCGAUGUACUCAAAUAUGCCAAAUCUGGUCACACUAUGCAGCGUGGUUUCAUUAAGUGCAACGAAAGUUCAUUUAAGGGAAUAUUUAUAAUAUAAACAAACGGUAUAUAAUUGUUAUAGAAGAUAAAUGUAUAAAAAAAGAAAAUAAUAUUUGGUAAAAUAGUAUUAGAUUACUGUGUAAACGGAUAGUAUGAAAUAACAUUGAAUAUAAACAAUAAUAUCAAUUAAGAUUACGUGUUGUAUAUAAGACGUAUUAGAAGAUAACGGUGUAAAUAAAUUUUACAAAAUGGCUAAAUCACAUACUACAAAUAAACCCCCGAAAAAGGAGGGGUUUAACCGUUCUAGUCAUAGUAUGAAUCCUGAACGACCUACAGAAGGAUUGAAAGGCGUAGCUAAAGUUCGAUCUAAAGCAACGAUCAAAAGGUUACAAAUGUACCGCGAUCAAAAACCAAAGCGUAAUCGAGUGGGUAAAAUACUUAGUCCAGCGCCGUUUCAAGGCUGGCAAAAGUCUGGUACUAUGUCUCGCGUAGAACCGUCGCAAAGAUGGUUCGGUAAUUCGAGGGUAAUUUCUCAAGAUGCUUUACAAAAAUUUCAAGACGAAUUGGGGAAAGCUGCAAAAGAUCCUUAUAAUAUUAUUAUGAAACCGACCCAGUUACCGAUAACUAUGCUUCAACAAAAAGCUGCACACGCGAGGGUACAUUUGUUGGAUACAGAAAGUUUCGACAGUGUUUUCGGUCCUAAGAAACUACGGAAAAGGCCAAAUAUAACAACAUCGACGUACGACGAGUUACAGAAAUUAGUAGAAGAAAAAGAGGAAACGUAUAACAAGGAGAAGGAUUCUAAAGAUGUGGAUCUUAUAUGUCCCGGUACAGGUGUAAAGGAUACAAGAAGAGACUGGAUUAUGUCGGCAGGACAGAGCAAAAGAAUUUGGAACGAAUUAUAUAAAGUUAUAGAUUCUUCCGACGUUGUUUUACAAGUACUGGAUGCCAGAGAUCCAUUAGGAACCAGAUCUCCUCCGAUAGAAAAAUACCUUAAAACAGAAAAAACUCAUAAGCAUUUGAUCUUUAUAUUAAAUAAAGUAGAUCUUGUACCGACGUGGGUUACGCAAAGGUGGGUUGCGAUUUUAAGUGCAGAGUAUCCGACAGUAGCAUUCCACGCUUCGAUGACACAUCCGUUUGGUAAAGGUUCUUUGAUAAAUUUGUUGCGUCAGUUUGCAAAAUUACACAUCGAUAAGAAACAAAUAAGCGUAGGCUUUAUAGGGUAUCCCAAUACAGGAAAAAGUUCAAUCAUAAAUACGUUGAAAUCAAAAAAAGUGUGUAAUGUUGCGCCGAUAGCAGGCGAAACGAAAGUGUGGCAAUAUAUUACUUUAAUGCGUCGAAUUUAUUUAAUUGAUUGCCCGGGCGUAGUUUAUCCGUCGGCCGAAACGGACACAGAAAAAGUUUUAAAAGGCGUAGUAAGAGUUGAACUUGUUCAAAACCCCGAAGAUUAUAUCUCGGAUGUAUUGUCGCGAGUGAAACCAGAAUAUAUGCGGAAAACUUAUAAAAUUAUGGAAUGGAGCGAUCACAUUGAUUUUUUGGAGAAAUUGGCCCGCAGGACUGGAAAAUUGUUAAAGAAAGGAGAGCCGGACAUUGGUGCUGUUUCGCGAAUGGUUUUAAACGAUUGGCAGCGUGGUAAAUUACCGUUUUACGUAUCCCCUCCUGGUUUCGAAGAACCAUUAUCAAUGAUUGUUAACGAACCUCCUGCUGAAAACGAUGAGAAUGAAACGGAACAUGAUAACGAUAUAGAAAACAUGGAAAAUAUACAAAGCAAAGAAUCGACAAAAUAUCAGUUAGCGGUGAUACAAGACUUUCGAAAAAUAAGAGUUGGUUUACCAUAUUCAGGCGAUGACGUUAAAAGUAAUUUAAGUAUCAAAUCUAAUACAUCUGUAGAUGGCAAGGAAAAUAAAGAUGGAAUAGAAAGUAGUUCAGGUACGUCAGAGUUGGAUAAUUCUGAUGUCGAAGAUACUGAAGGUAAAGUAGUGGUUACAGAAAGCGAAGGAAACAAUGAAAAUAUUGAAAGCUCGGGGGAUAAAAGUAACGAGGAUGAAGAAUAUUCUGAUGAUAAAAUUUGUCUUUCGUUGGAAAAAGAUACUUUAUUACAAAGCGUAUAUGACAUAGCAGAAGAGGAAUACGAUUCCAGCGAUAGCGAAAUUAUUAACACUAAUACUGUAUCAAGCAGUGGUGCGUUCAAAAUUUCUUCCGUAUCUUCUAAAACAGAGCAUUCAAUGAAAACAAGAAAAAAUUUAACAAGCAAACAACGGCGAGCCAUAGAAAGAGCCAAUAAACGAAAGAAAAUUGGUAGCAACUUUUACGAAGUUUCUAAUGUUAAAAACAGAAACAGGCAUAGAAAAGUUCCAAAAAUUAAAAAGAAAUAGCUUCUGAUCGAAUAAAAAACUUUAAAUUUAAAUCUGUACUAGCAUAUUUAAUGUUACCGAAGAAUAUAAGCUUUGUUCGUAUAAAGUGUUAUAUACAA